Messenger RNA from Andrographis paniculata, 539 nucleotides. RefSeq lists its product as uncharacterized. The record is from RefSeq and is a predicted model, not a curated record. The coding region runs from base 133 to 378 and encodes 81 amino acids. The transcript has a single exon. NCBI's taxonomy places the organism in Eukaryota, Viridiplantae, Streptophyta, Magnoliopsida, Lamiales, Acanthaceae.
UAUCAGAUUGGAAUAACCGUCGGAAAAAAAUCAUUCAAUUCAAAAUCCCAAUCAAUCAUCUCAUCUGUAUUUAGGAAUAUUGUCUCCGGUUCGAUUUCUACAGUUCUCAUCAAUUAGUUCCUUAAUCGCGUGAUGGAAUUGGAAAGCAGCUUCGCAGGAAUGGCGACGAAAAUCGCGCUCUUCAUCGUCGUCCAAGGUCUGGUGUAUCUGAUCCUUUCCCAGUCUUCGAACGUCUUCUCGAAGGUUCCGAGAUCGCACAGCUUCAAGACGGCUCGCACGCUCAGCAUCCGCCGCUGGGCCGCCGCGCUCGCAGAUAUUCCGGCCGGCGGCGAGGCGUCGCCGCAGGGGCUUCUCCGGUCGCUCAGCCGGGCGGAGUAAUUAAAUUUCACACGUGUGUAUGUAUAUUAUACAUAUAUAUAUUUGUGUUUGGAAUUGCUGUGAGACGAGGGAUUAUUGUUAUUUAUUUGAUUUAUUUUUAUUGUAUUGAUUUUUUUAAAAGAUUAUUUUGGAAAAAAGAAUUUGGAGGGGUGAAAUGGUCA